ACAUUCCACACGCAACAGGGGCGGGGAGGGACUCAGCAACAACGAGCAAAGUGCUGGAACAGUGCGGUCUCUGGAACAACUGGUCCCCACAAAGGUUAGAAAUAUGGGUUUCGUGGCCCUUGAACGAAAACAAGAGCCAUUUUUUCCCGAAACUGGCAGUUAACUACGCAGUGGACGAAGACUGGUUUCAUUUAAUGGUGUAAUACGUGAGUUAUUUGGAGUUUAACAUGUGGGAGAUGGUGGGUUUUUCGAGAUCCUCGUUGUCUAAGAGAACAAGAUGGCAGCAUUGCAGGCAAACCGAGCAUGGUGUGGGUACUUGUUAACUCGUUAGCAUGUUCAGAGAAGCCCUGGAUUCUGUCAUUUACUAUUGUUUAUAAAAGGUAUGACCUCACACGUUUUGGUCUACCCACCACACGUUUAUCAAACCCAAACAAGUGCCUUUUGCAGUGUGAAGAAACCCACAGUUGAGCUCAAUCGCUGUGUUUUUCAUAGGAGGACCCUGCAGACCUAUAUAAUUGGAGUAAACCUUGGCAUUGCUAAGCCUACCAAUAUCCUCCUUUCAAUUAAGACGAAAGUGUCUUGUAGACCCCAGAGUGGGCAGGACUUAUCUUUGCAGACAGCUACAUCCCUGAAAGAAGUACACAGGGAGUUGCACCAAAAAACGCCCCCCAAGGCAAGGGUCCAGAGAAGCUGAGGCUGCAGGCGGACAGCAGUGUAGGUGCAGUCACCCUGGGUUUCGGGGACUGUGGCUAGAGAAGCAGCAGUGAACAAGGUGAAGGAGGUAGUUCAAACCUCCACUGUGCUCUAAUUGGACAGCUUCCUGCGAUGUGGGCUGAACUGUAAGGGUGAGUGGAGAACAGUGGGAAAGCCAUGCAGAUAGUGGAGGACAUUUCCAUGAUACCUGCCAUGUUGCAAACUAAUGUAGGGAACAAGAACACCAUGGGGGCAGUGUCCCCCAAACAGAAUGUUGGUGGGACUGGGGCUCGUAAUGCGGCAGGGGAUGGGGACUACCAGUUGGUGCAGCACGAGGUCUUGUGCUCCAUGAAGAACACUUAUGAGGUGCUGGAGUUCCUAGGUCGUGGCACCUUCGGACAGGUGGUGAAGUGUUGGAAGCGAGGCACAGGAGAGGUUGUGGCUAUCAAGAUCUUGAAGAACCACCCAUCGUAUGCAAGGCAGGGCCAGAUUGAGGUGGGCAUCCUUGCCCGUCUGAGUGGGGAGAACGCUGAUGAGCACAACCUGGUGCGGGCAUUCGAGUGCUUCCAGCAUCGCAGCCACACUUGCCUGGUGUUUGAAAUGCUGGAGCAAAACCUCUAUGACUUUCUCAAGCAGAACAAGUUCAGCCCGCUGCCAUUGAAGGUGAUCAGACCGGUCUUACAGCAGGUGGCCACUGCGCUGAAGAAGCUCAAGAGCUUGGGCCUGAUCCACGCUGACCUGAAGCCGGAGAACAUUAUGCUGGUGGACCCGGUGCGACAGCCUUACCGGGUGAAAGUGAUCGACUUUGGCUCGGCCAGCCACGUGUCCAAAGCCGUGUGCUCCACGUACCUGCAGUCACGCUACUACAGGGCUCCAGAGAUCAUCCUGGGCCUGCCGUUCUGUGAGGCCAUCGACAUGUGGUCCCUGGGCUGUGUCAUCGCUGAGCUCUUCCUGGGAUGGCCCCUCUACCCAGGAGCACUGGAGUAUGACCAGAUUCGCUACAUAUCUCAGACACAAGGGUUGCCAGGGGAGCAACUGCUGAACGUGGGAACCAAGACUCCCCGCUUCUUCUGCAAAGAGUCUGACUCGCCUUAUGCUCCCUGGAGACUGAAGCUGACAGGGGAACAUGAAACUGAGACUGGGAUGAAAUCCAAAGAGGCCAGGAAGUACAUCUUUAGCAGUCUAGAUGACAUGGCACAUGUGAAUCUGGUGCUGAACAUGAAGGGCAGUGACUCGUUGGCGGAGAAGGCCGACCGGAGGGAGUAUGUGGGCCUGCUGAAGACCAUGUUGCUAAUUGAUGCUGAGAAGAGGAUUGCUCCCCACGAUGCCCUCAACCAUCCCUUUGUCACCAUGGAGCACCUCCUCGACUUCCCCCACAGCAAUCAUGUUCAAUCAUGUUUCCAAAUCAUGGAUGCCUGUCAAUCACGGCCCAACACGUACAACACACUCAACCGCAACAAAGCCCUGUUCCCCAGACCCUCAACCAACUCAGCUGGACUGCCGAUGGCCUUCAGUAAGAUGGGAUCAGUUCGCUCUCAGGCUUUGACGCAAUCUGCUCCCUCUGUGAUGCAUCCUGGGAUGCUGCAGACAGGAACCAGUCAGUUUGGAUGUAAUGACUCCUUUCAGCCAGCCCUCAUCCUCUGCCCCCCAGCUAUACAAGGUAAUCCAAACCAGCCAGGAUAUACAGUUAGGAUGGAAAACACAAUACCGAUGGUGACCCAAGCCCCUCCCAUACAGCCUUUACACAUGCGACCCGGAGUCAUAGCACAGCAACCGUGGUCAAGUAGAAACCAGCAGAUCCUAAUACCAGCCUGGCAGCAAGUGGCUCCCCCUCCCACCACUAUGGCUUCUGAUUCUGCGGGUGGCCCACAGAGGCUCAGUGACUGGGGGAAAGUUCGGCAACACAGCAACCAUUACAGCAACAUGAUGCAGCCUCUUCUAACCAACCAAAUGGCCAUGUCUGGUCCACAACCAAUCAACAUUGGCAUUGCACACGUGGUGUGGCCACAGCCGCACACCAACAAUAGGAACCGGCCCAGUCAGAGCCGCAGCAUGCACUACUCCCACAACAAUGGCAACAUCCAAAUCUCAAUGUGCCGCUCUCCAAAGAUGGCCGACCGUGUUAGUCACGCAGGAGGAGGAGGAGAUGGUUCCCGUGGGGAGAGGCCUGAGGUGGAGGUUCAGCAGGAAAGACGACAUGAGGAGGAGGUGAGCUGCUGUAAGGCAGUGGAGGAUGAGAGGAUAGACAUGUCCCACCAGCAGCGAGAGUCUGUGGUCAUCGACGACCUGCCCAGCCCCACCAUCAGCGUCAUCAGCAGUGACACGGACGGAGAGGAGGGUUCCUCUUGCAGGUUCAAAGGCAGCCCUGACUGCGAGGCGUGUAAGAGCUCUCUGAACAUGGAGCGGGUGUGUUCCCUCAGCAGCCCAGACAGCACCCUGAGCACCAGCUCCUCUGCCUCGGUGCAGUCCAGCCCGUCCCCCUGUAAGAGGCCCAACAGCAUGUCUGAGGACGAUGGUCAUGAGAGUGGCUGCGAGACGGUAGACGGUUCCCCUGCCUCGGACUCCAGCCGGAGCCAGAGCCCCUACCUGGAGAGCCGCUACCUAGGCAACCACAGCCAUCAAUCUCUGAGCAUGAGUACGAGUGGCAUGGCCCCCCAGAAGGAGCCCAGCAAUCCCCCUGUGAGAACCAUGGUGGUGCCACCUUUGAAGGUGGUGCUGAACAACAACAUGGACCUGCACACAGACCGAACGGGUAUUUUUGAAUGGGCUACGUCUCAAUCCACCAUAUCGGCCUUCCACAUCUGCAGUGAAAGUCUUCGAAUCCUCAUGCCAGUCCAAAAGGCGCUGUGCCCCUGGACGACUGAACCACCACCACCCCCGGCAGCAACAGAAGAUGACCACAUUCCAGCAGCAGCCCCUGGGCUUCGGCCAGCCUCAUGUCCAGCAAUACAGCUCCUGCCACAAGGAAUGGAACGGAAAUUAUGGGCUGCAUCGGCGGCCGCACGCUUACAUCCCUCCCACGGUACACGGCCACGCUUUCACCCCCACCCACAACUCGGGGCCUCACGCCCAGACCACCCUGCUCUCCUAUCCUCCCUCUGCGCCCGUCGCCCACCUCCUGGCCUCGCCCUGCGCCCAGCGGCCCGUCCUACAACCCGCCUUCGGCAUCUCCCACCCUGGCAGCAUUGUCCACCAGGUGACCAUGGGCAUCAACCACCGCCUGCUGCCCUCACCCACCAUCCACCACCAGGGCCAGUUUGGGCCCCUCUUUCCCCCACACUCCUACAUCGCCUCGCCAGCCUAUACAGGCUUCCCCCUCAGCCCCACCAAACUCAACCAGUACCCUUACCUCUGAGCACCAGCCGCCCAGGGCCAUAGGCCAGCAAGGGCAGCCAGAAGUGACAACGUUAACCAAGGCCUUCAUCCGUCAUCUCUCAAGUUAUGACAGAGAAAGAACCCCCCCCCCCCCCUCCAGGCUUCAACAAAUCAUGUUGGUUGAUGAUGAUAGGAUUUAAACCUGGGGGGAAAAAAUAUUGAAAAAAGAAUGAAUCAACGAUUUAAAAAAUUCUCACUUUUAAUGGGUUUUUGCACUUUUGUGCUACAGUGUCAUUUGGAGCGUAAGUCUCACAGUACAGUCUCACGGUACACAUUGUUCUCAGCCCUGUUUCUCCCCCUUUUUCUAUAUUGCCUUCUACCUAGCAUGUGUGCUAGUCACAUCACUCGUUAAGCCAUCCCAGUCUCCAGUGCUAGGACAAAUGUCUCCGUUGGUUCUUUGUGGUGUAAAGGUGUUCCCUAAUGACCUAGGUAUUUUCAGUGUGUACCGUCAGUGGUCUGAAAAGGUUGUUCUGCAUGCCUUCGCAUGGGAAAAAUAACUUUGUAAAGUUGUUGACAGUUAGAUGUCACUCCUGUGUACUGUGAGACUUACUACAUCGUAACCUGUUCCCACACCUACUAGUGCCUUCAAUAUCUGAGGUUGUUAAUGUUACUUCUGGCGUUUAUAGAUGUAUCAUGUACUGGACUGCAGCACUUGAAUAUCUGAUUAUUUUCACUCAUAUGCUUUUGCCUAUCAGAUAAUCAAAUAAGUAAUACUUAUUUGGGCUCAUUGUAUUUUGGGGGUAAAGAUUCACUAUGCAGAAAUGACUCUGCCAUUUCCUGGUUGCAAAAAUUCUAAUGUUUCGGCAAAUUUCAGUUUGAGACAAAACAAUCAAGUAUAGAGUAGAGAAUCAUUGUACCAUCUAAACCGCUGUGAAAUAUAUUUUCCAUAACCAAAAAUAUUGUAUUUUUAGCUGUUUGAAGCUGUUGUACAAAAACUAAACUUAAGAAUGGGAAGCAUAGAAAUAGCGCACAUAGCUACUGAUUCUUAGACAUGCUUUCAAUGAGAAGGACAGAUCUAGAACACACAUUUCUAUAUAUGUGAAUUUUGUCCGGUAGCCCAAAAAGAUACAUUGCAGCUUUAAGCUUAUUUUAUGCUUUAGGCAAAUGUUUAUUUGGUUUUGGACUUUUCCUGAAUGAACUAAUGUACAAACAAAAGGUGAAUUAUUUAACAUUUAUCAAUUUCUAGUCUAGUUUCAAGUACUUAAUUACUAACAGUAUUGACACUGUUUAUUGGAACUGCAAUACAAUCUACAUAUAGCCGCUGGUUUUCUGCGUUAUUGUAUUUACAGCCUUUUCUUAGCGUAAUACCGAUGUGGGGCAUGGCAUUGACUAUAAACAAACAUGCAAAUAGUUGGUUGAUUCUUUGUAUGAUCUCAUAUAUCUUCAGAAAACUGUAGUGUUUUGAUAUACCGUCUAUUAACCUAGUGUAUCAUUGCUGGACUAUAGUGCUUGACAAGGUGUAUUGGUUAAGUGCAAUUUCCGCAUUAGACUUAUACUUUAUUUUAUUGUUCCAUUUGUUGAGGUUUUUUUAAUGUGUCAACUGCUUAUUUUAUACAUUCUGUCAGGGAGGAUGUAUCAUUUUGUGUGAAUUGUUUUUAAUUGCUAGUGUGUGAAUUAGGUUUUUGUUUUUUCUUACUUACAAAUGAAAAUGCUUUUUCAGCACCAAAGACUGUAAUUCAUCCCAAGCAAGGUAGCUACUCUUUCUUUUCCCGUUGUCUUCAAGUAUACUGUAGUCAUGAAGAUGGAAUAUAUUGAGAAAAAAUAUAUUUUAAAAAGGUUUGUUUUAAGCAUUUUGGGCAAGUCAUGUCAUAUAUCUUGAAUGCAUCAUAGAUGAGCUGCUAUGUACUGAUUACCACUUCAAAAUAGCUGUGAAUUUAGGGGAUUAUCUUAGUUCUUACUAUGCAUUCUUACUUUUGUAUAGUUCUAAUUACCAUAUACUAGAAGUGGGUUUUAUUUGAGUAUAGUGACUGGCAUAAAGACUUGUUAGUGCCUCUGUAUAUUUGCUUUGAUGUUUGAAGUGUGAUUGGAACUACUGUAUUACAAGUAAUGGAAUUAAGUGUUUUGUUGUUUUUGUGUGCAUAUAGCAUCAGUAUUUUAUAUUUUUAAUCAUAGGUUGGGUUCAUCAUUGCAUACAGUAGUUGUGUUGACAAUUUUGCUUAUCGAUUUUAGUUAUUGAUCUGUUAACAUCCUGAAAAGCCUAAAGAUUAUUCACAUUAUUGAUUGACAGUUCUAUAUUACCAUGCAGAUAUAUUUACUGCAACACCUCUAUUUGGUCCCCACCUUUACAUUGGGUUGUAGAGAUGCCUUCACGUGUGUAAUAUUAGUUAUGAAACGCAUCAGUAAGCACUUAUUGAAAGUUUAACAAGCUCAUCAGGUUUGGGUUGUGGCAAAAUCCCACACAGUUUUCGUGAAAUUGCUGUGGUCAAUGAAGUGCUUGACUAAUAUGGAUUUUUCUAGCCAUCUAUUUUAAUUAAGACUAUUAAUUAUUAUUUUUUGUAUCUAAAGUGAAUUGUGAAAGAUUUUCUACAGAUUAUUCUUAUCUAUUCAUAAUGGCAGACUGGUGUGAAUUAUUAAACAUUUUUCUGUCAUAACUCAUUAAUCCAAACAAGGGCAACUGUCAAAUGAUGACAGACUAUAUUUUCUAAUCUUGCUAGCCCUUUUGUAAUCUUUCAAUACAUUGUGGACUGUGAAAGAUUGAAUAUGUUUACUCACUAGCCCCCCAACUCCAGACACACAAAUAGCAUUUUUCUCACUCUGACAGUGUCUACAACUAGUGCCUUUUCAAAUUUUGGUCAAGAGAACUGUUGGUUGAUAACUCCAUGGCCCCUAGCCAGUCUCCUGCAGAGUCAAGUGUGGCAGUAGAGUGCAAUGUGGACGCUCCUCAACAGAGUGGAGUAUUUCCCACCAGAGUGGUAGGAUGUUAGGAUUAUGCAGCCUCAUGUUUUAUCAGGACUUCUGCAGCCUGUUCAAAUCCUCAUGUUUCUCACAUUUGCUACGAAGUGAGAAAGCACUCUGCUUUUGGACUCAAGUGUACAAUUUAGUAGAGCUGACAAACACAAUGCAUUCUCCUUUCUGAGGAGCUCUUCUGGGUGCUGGCUGUUAUCUUCAGAUCACUCAAUCCCAAUGCUCAACCUUAACCAUAUGGUCUGAAUCUAUAUAGCUUUUCUACAGAACAUAAAAAGACAAUUAUUCUUAGUCAGGGAAUAUUUUAUACAUAUAACACUCAACACAGUUUUGUCUUUUUUAUUGAACAUGACAAAUGCAAAGCUUUACAUACACUGUGAAUGUAUUUGUGGAGUUGAAUUUUUGGGGGCUUUGCAGACAUGACAAUGUAUUUGUUGCAUUUUUUGAUGGCUACAGCUAUUUCUAUUCUGUAUAUGAUAAACAUCUGUUUUGAUUGAUCACUUGUUGGUAUUUGCUUUAACAAACCACAUACACACAGAUUAGGUCCAAAGUUGUCACUUUUUAAGUCUAUACUGCAACUAAUGUAUUAUGUUAUGUCAUGCUAUUAUAAUUAAUUCAGGGUAUUUGUAUUGUCCAAUAUGCCACUGCAUUAAUCUUCAAUCCUUUCCACUUGGUUUGAUUGCUUUGGAUCUUGUUUGCAGUUAUUUCACCUGUUAGUAUAAGUUGUAUUACACUUCAAGUGAUAGGGUAAUACACGUAGUAAACGCAGCAUAUAGACUUUAUUGCUAAAUUGGAAGUGUUAACUGUUUUAUUGUGUAGUUUCUGUGGCUUUAUUUUAAUAUGCUUUUGGUUUUAUGCUACACUAGUUUGCCAUGUAGCAACUGCACUGUGCAAUAUAAUAUGAGAACUGGGAAAAUGUAUUAUUUUGGAUGUAAUGUCUCUUACAGUUUGCGGUCGUAUUUCUCUCUAGUUCUCAGUGAUUUCAAUGUGACCAAGCCUUAUUUACUUUGUCACAAAAAGCGGGUUUUCCUAGUGACUGUUGGAGUGUCAAAUUUAAGAAUUGAUGGUGUACUAUUGUAAAAAUUCACUUUGAAUAAAAAAAAUAUUGCUUCACCCUU
Messenger RNA from Oncorhynchus kisutch (coho salmon), 8090 nucleotides. RefSeq names its product homeodomain interacting protein kinase 3a (gene hipk3a). Gene Ontology annotation, biological process: peptidyl-serine phosphorylation; peptidyl-threonine phosphorylation. The record is from RefSeq and is a predicted model, not a curated record. Gene Ontology annotation, cellular component: PML body; cytoplasm; nucleus. Gene Ontology annotation, molecular function: protein tyrosine kinase activity; ATP binding; protein serine/threonine kinase activity. The coding region runs from base 871 to 4071 and encodes 1066 amino acids. The transcript has 16 exons. Lineage: Eukaryota; Metazoa; Chordata; Actinopteri; Salmoniformes; Salmonidae.